This is a messenger RNA of Psammomys obesus (fat sand rat), 1535 nucleotides long. It is a transcript of the gene Drg1, whose product is annotated as developmentally regulated GTP binding protein 1. Lineage: Eukaryota; Metazoa; Chordata; Mammalia; Rodentia; Muridae. The transcript has 9 exons. Gene Ontology annotation, cellular component: cytoplasm. The coding region runs from base 77 to 1180 and encodes 367 amino acids. Gene Ontology annotation, biological process: cytoplasmic translation. Gene Ontology annotation, molecular function: GTP binding; GTPase activity. The record is from RefSeq and is a predicted model, not a curated record.
UUGGCCUGUGGCGCGGUCGGAGCGUAUGGGAAUCUAGCAAGUGGGAAGGCCAGCGCGGCCUCGAGCCCUCGCCACCAUGAGCGGGACCUUAGCGAAGAUCGCGGAGAUCGAGGCCGAGAUGGCUCGGACUCAGAAGAACAAAGCUACAGCACAUCACCUUGGGCUGCUUAAGGCUCGACUUGCUAAGCUUCGAAGAGAACUCAUUACUCCAAAAGGUGGCGGCGGUGGUGGGCCCGGAGAAGGUUUUGAUGUGGCUAAGACAGGUGAUGCUCGAAUUGGAUUUGUGGGUUUUCCAUCUGUGGGGAAGUCAACUCUGCUAAGUAACCUAGCAGGAGUUUAUUCUGAAGUGGCAGCCUACGAAUUUACUACUUUGACCACUGUGCCUGGUGUCAUCAGAUAUAAAGGUGCCAAGAUCCAGCUCCUGGAUCUCCCAGGUAUUAUUGAAGGUGCCAAGGAUGGGAAAGGUAGAGGCCGUCAAGUCAUUGCAGUGGCCCGCACUUGUAAUUUGAUCUUGAUUGUUCUGGAUGUCCUAAAACCUUUGGGACAUAAGAAGAUAAUUGAAAAUGAGUUGGAAGGCUUUGGGAUUCGCUUGAACAGCAAACCCCCCAACAUUGGCUUUAAGAAGAAAGACAAGGGAGGCAUUAAUCUCACAGCCACUUGCCCUCAGAGUGAACUGGAUGCUGAGACGGUGAAGAGCAUUCUGGCUGAAUACAAAAUCCAUAAUGCCGAUGUGACUUUGCGUAGUGAUGCCACAGCUGAUGACCUCAUUGAUGUGGUAGAAGGAAACAGAGUUUAUAUCCCGUGUAUCUAUGUAUUAAAUAAGAUUGAUCAGAUCUCCAUUGAGGAAUUGGAUAUCAUCUAUAAGGUGCCUCACUGUGUACCCAUUUCUGCUCAUCACCGAUGGAAUUUUGACGACCUGUUAGAGAAGAUCUGGGACUAUCUGAAACUAGUGAGAAUUUACACCAAACCCAAAGGCCAGUUACCAGAUUACACCUCUCCGGUGGUGCUGCCCUAUUCAAGGACCACGGUGGAAGAUUUUUGCAUGAAGAUUCACAAAAACCUUAUCAAAGAAUUUAAAUAUGCUUUGGUCUGGGGUCUCUCUGUGAAACACAAUCCUCAGAAAGUGGGGAAAGACCAUACGCUGGAAGAUGAGGACGUCAUUCAGAUUGUGAAGAAGUGAAACCUUGUUCCCACCUGCUGACCAGGCACACCAGUUCCUUAUGACCAAGUACUCUCCUCAACCCCUUCUGUCUUUGGCAGCCACUGGAUUGGGAAUCAGGGAUGGAUAUGAAGACUUCCAAACUGGAACAUUACUGGUCUUUUUUUUCCCCCCUCUUUGAGAUAGGGUCUAAUGUAUUUCAGGCUGGCCUUGAACUCUUUGUAUCUGAGGCUUGCCUAGAAUUCCGUAUUCAAUAGCACCCAUCUCCCACGUGCUGGCUUACCACUGUCCACCUGUAACACCUCAGCAAUAUCACCUUUACUACGUUGGUGUCACUUCUAUUGAACUGUAUAAAAAAACCCAGGUGGGCCCAUUA